AUGCUGCGCAGUCGUGCCCUCCUCUCGCACAUCAUCUCGCAACUACGGCCUGGAGCCGAUCUGAGUCGUGUCGUCCUCCCUACCUUCAUUCUCGAACCCCGCAGCAUGCUCGAGCGCAUCACAAACUUCAUGUGCCACCCCGAAAUGCUACUCCAUAUUCCAACCAUAGAUGACCCUGUCGAGCGUUUCGUAUCUGUAGUCAAGUUUUACCUCAGUGGAUGGCACAUUCGUCCUCCAGGCGUCAAGAAGCCUCUAAACCCGAUCCUUGGCGAAAUCUUCACCUGCUACUGGGACUUUGAGGGCAACAAGCGCGCAUACUACAUCUCGGAACAAACGUCGCACCAUCCUCCCAAGUCGAGCUAUUUCUACAUGGCCCCUGAGCAUCACAUUCGAAUUGAUGGCACCCUCAAACCCCGAAGUCGAUUUCUCGGAAACUCUGCCGCUAGUUUGAUGGAGGGAAUUGCGUUCUUGAGCCUACUCAACCGUGGUAAAGAUCCUUCAAGGGGAGAGCAAUAUAUCCUGACUCAACCCAACAUGUAUGCUCGAGGAAUCCUGUUCGGCAAGAUGAAGUACGAACUCGGAGACCACAGCUUUGUCCGAUGUCCUGAGCUUGACCUGGUUGCCGAUGUUGAUUUCAAGACAAAGGGCUGGGUUGGUGGCACAUACAACGCGAUUGGAGGUGUAAUCAAGAGAGAAAGCACUGGCGAAGUCUUGUUUGAGCUGUCUGGACUGUGGAGCGAAGAGAUGUACAUCAAGGAUAUGAUAACUGGUUACCGAGAAAUGUUCUUCAAUGCUAUUCGAUCAAAGCCCUCACCACCAACCGUACGACCGAUUGCGGAGCAAGAAGAGCGAGAGUCACAGCGACUUUGGGAAAAGACAGCCAAGGCUGUCAAGGAGCGAAAUCACGAGGUUGCCACAGAUGAAAAGACCAAGAUCGAGGACCGGCAACGCGAGGAGGCCGCUCAUCGAGCACAGGAAAACGUCGAGUGGCACCCGCGAUUAUUCAGAAGGGUUCAUGGUGGCCCUGGAGGUCUAGAGGAGGGCGAAGAAGACCUGGAAUGGGUCAUCAACGCAACCAUUGACCAUACCCUGAGCCCAGAUAAGCAAGCCGAGCAGAUCAUGGCCAUUUACCCGAUUGUCAAAGGCCAAAAGCCAGACCAACGGCACAUGAUCCCACCUCACAGCCCUUCUGCGAAGCCCAUCAAGACACACGAGACCAAGCCGGUCGAGAACCACAUCGACGACAACUUGAUUGAUUUUGACGAUACGCCUGCACCUGCACCUGCGCCCGUGCCCGCCGCUGUGCCAGUACCUGCGAAACCAGCUCCCGCUGAGCCCGUGGCAAAACAGUCCGAGAUUCAGACUCUUCUCACUUCGACUGGCAAGCCGGCUGACGGACCCCUGAUUGACUUUACCAACGACCUAAAGAAGGGACUACCAUCCACGACACAGCAAUAAAACAAGGGGACGAAUUUCGAUUAUCUCUUAGAUGCGGCAAGACGACGGCGACAACUGGUUUUGUUUUUGAAAGAAUUGGAUUAGGACGGAGACAGGGGCAGGCUAUUAUCAACAUCGGCGCGAAACAGGAUUAGUUAUACAGGGAUACCAUUGUACAUAUCUCAUCAUCAGUGGGUUUACAAUGAGUAGCAAGGCUUCAACACCAGCCCUCGCUAAAAAGGUGACAGCAAAAAUAUGCGUGGACUCGCAAACGUCCAUGAACCCUUGUAGGGAAAUUACUAUGACAAAACCCCAGUCCCAUAACGCCGUGACCGUACCACCCUUUCAAUGUUUCGUUUCCUUAUCACCAUCACUCCGGAUGUGGUUCCCAUCCCAACCAUCUAGUAUCGUCGCCUCGUAGGCUCGGGCGUAGGGGAGCGGCUCACGCUCUUCUCAUCGCGACCGCGUUGCUUGAGCCACUUCUUUGUGCUAAGCUGCAGGUCGCGAUCCAGCUCCUCGCUGGGGUUCUUGCGGUGGAUAAAGUUGCAGAAGCCGCCACGGACGCAACCUUCGCCUGAGUUAAGGCGACAGCAGGCCUCGCGGAAAUCGGUAACGGGGCUGAGCUCGCAGUAAAUGGGUCGCGCGGCAUACCAGCGGCUAUUAAGCUCGUCGCAGGCCUUUUGGGCGGAUUCCUCGUACUUGAAACGGGCGUAGACAUUGCCGAUGAGGUGGUCAUUAUUGUUGUCGCAGACAACGAGCUCCUCAAGCUCGCCGUACUUGCAAAGCUCGCACCAGAUAUCCUCGUAGAAGGCGUCAAAGUGGUUCUGGAGCUGGGACUGGUUCAUUCGGUUCUUGGGGUCGUAUGCCGGGUUCUGGUAAAGGUUGGGCAUGAGAAUCGUCUGACUGUACGACGGCUUGACGUGCUUUCGAGAGCAGCGAUCACCGUGACGGCACGCGCCGAUUUUAAAGUAGAAUGAGCAGUUGACCUUGUCAAGCUCUGUGCCGAAAAUGGAGGCGAGGAAGUUGGCCAUGAUUGCGAAUACUGUAGAGGAAGAGCCAAGGACGAAGAGGC
Molecule: messenger RNA, 2509 nt
Organism: Fusarium vanettenii 77-13-4
Lineage: Eukaryota; Fungi; Ascomycota; Sordariomycetes; Hypocreales; Nectriaceae
Exons: 9
Coding region: 1-1458 (485 amino acids)
Cellular component (GO): intracellular membrane-bounded organelle; cortical endoplasmic reticulum; cytosol
Molecular function (GO): sterol binding
Source: RefSeq, a predicted model, not a curated record